GAUCUUGCGUUUGUUUCCAUCUCCGCCUCCUUCUGGAGCCGAUAAGGAGAGGCGUUUCGUCAUGUGUAAAGAGACAGUUUUACCGCAAUGCUAUUUCAAUAGCUCUCCAGCUCCGUGCGAGAGCCACUGACCCAAGAGGAAAGGGUGGUGCCGCGCACUGGCAUAGUCCAUGCGCGUUUACGCGUUUAUUUGGAGUCGGCUCGCAGAGAAGAAGCGAGCGGAGCAGGUGUGCGCUUUCAGUCUAGAUUCAGACCUCGUCUCUCUCGUCCCUGACUUUGAUGGACUUACGUGCGGCGCGUUAACUGCGGUGGAUGACUCCAUAUGCUUGCUUAUUGCUCAGGGUGAAAGUGUCCUUCUUCAGAACACAGAUCAGCGGAGAUCUUCAUCAUGAAUACAGGUAGUGAUUCCCAGUCAUCAGAUUCAGAUGCCUGGCGUUCACACAGUGUGUCUGAGGGGUUAAGGAAUGGAGAUCCCAGCAGUUCGUCCUUGACUGCUAAAGGCUUCCGCAGCAUUAAACCAAGCCUACAGGAUAAAAAAUCUCCGACACCGGUCCCCUCGCCACCCCCUCGGAGAGAGAGCUAUCACAUGACCCCUAACCCCCCAUCUUACAGUUCCCUUGCAUUGCUGUCAGACACCUCCCUCUCUUCCCCACAGAUUAAUGAAGUCAUUUCCUCAGGCUCUUACACCAUCCAAUCUAGUGCCACCUCCUCAUACUCAUACUCUAAGAACACCCGAACCUCCACUAGCACCUCUGGAGCCCCACUCGAGGAGCCCCCCUUGUCCCAACAGGCUAAUGCUAACAGUUUUAUCACUCGGGUUCUGGGGAACAAAUUGUCAUCCUCAAAAUUCUCAAGCGACCUACUAAAUGAAGCACCUAACAAGAUGAACAUGAUUAAAACUGACCCUAAGUCUAAAACUAAGCCAUCUGCUUCCCCACCUCAAGACCCCACUGCUACUUCUGAAACACACGUAGCUUCUCUCUCCGUCCAGUUAGCUCCUCGCAGUCCAGAACCUCAAGCAGAGGCCCAGUCAGGGCUUGAGACUAGAUCCAGGACAAACGCAGUGGACCACGCUGACCCCAUGCGAGCCCCUGUUGUACCACCAAGACCAGCAAGCAGUUUGGUGCGUGAGUUUUCCCCUGUAAGAGGGAGCACCGGGCCGUUCUCUUCUGGACCGCCCUCCCCAGACCCUUCAGCUCGCCGGUCACCGUAUAGCCGGGCCAGUCAGGAUUCCCCUGACUUCCUGUCAGGGUUAUUGCCCAAAGCCCUGUCACCAACACCCUAUACCCCUCUGGAACGUUCUGGGCUAAUGUCGGCCUCACCUGCCCCGUCACCAGUAACCGUGUCAGCGUUGAGUCAUUAUUCAUCAUCCACAGCUGGGCUGGAGGAGCUGCAGAUCUGCGGCAUGGACUCCUCCCCUGCAGGCACACCCACCCCAUCCCCCACACUCAGCCAUGCCUCCAACGUCCCUGACGAGCUUCCUACCGCCCCGUCAACUGCCAUGGGCACUAACGGUCAGAUGGCAGUGAACGGAAGCUCUCAAUCUCGGAGGCCCUUUUCUCCGCCUGUGUACCCGCCUCCACCCCCAAACCUCAGCCCUGGCCUGGUAAAGAUCCAGCAGGGUCGUAGUUCAGAGGGUUCAGAGACGGUGAAGAGAGAGACCGUUGUCUCUGGUCAGACAGUGGUCAGUAGCUCUGUGCCCAUUGCUCGUUUCUCAGAGGAAGAGAAGAAGGUGUCCAUCAUAAAAGCUCCCCAUUACGAAGGCAUUGGACCAGUGGAUGAGUCAGGCAUUCCCAUCGCCAUCCGAACGACUGUGGACAGACCCAAGGACUGGUACAAGACCAUGUUCAAACAGAUCCACAUGGUUCAUAAAGCAGAUGAUGACUAUGCAGACACAUACAAUGCAACAUACGCUGUCAUAAACGAUGAAAAUUACCCUCCUGUCCAUGCCCACCCGCCCCCUCGAACGCACACCUACCGGCCUCUCUCUAGAAAUACCUCAGACACGCCAGACGGUGCCAUCCACCGGGAGCUCUCGCCAUCUCCCGUGCCCCCUCCACCCCCUCCGAUGCCCUCUCUCCUCCAGCUCCGCUCACGAGACAUGGACAGAGAGAAAGAGUUCUCGCACGACCCAAAUGAGUGGGGUCCUCCAGAUCGAAAAGUGGACACACGUAAAUACCGAGCAGAACCACGGAGCAUCUUUGAAUAUGAGCCUGGCAAAUCCUCAAUCCUUGAGCAAGAAAGGCCUAUGUUUGAUUUAAACCCAGAUGACAUAGAUUUAGAGAAUGAGCCUUGGUUUAAAUUCUUUUCCGAGCUGGAGUUUGGACGGCCGCCUCCUAAAAAGAGGUUGGAUUAUAAUCCUGACUACUCCACACAUGCUGUGGCACAGUCAUCCCUCUAUCUCUCGCCUUCCGAACGACCUGACGGCACUACAAGUUCUGCGAGUGACUACAAGACAAGGCGAAAGUCGGAACCAUCUGUCACUCAAGCCAACACAGGAAGUGAGCAGAAUGUCAGUCAAGUGUUUUCCCGCCCACUGGAUGCCAGUAAAGCACAGACACUGAAGAAGCCCACCAUACGUUCCUCGCCCUCCUCACCAUCCAGACCCAAAGCUGGAGACGCUAGUGAGUCACUCUCCUCCUGUAUGAGCUCUCCAGGUAUGGAGCGCCCUUCCUCCCAUCUCUCCUCAGACUCCCUCACUAUCUCCACACCAACCUGGCGUGGCUCCAAGCGCUCCAUCUGCUUCAAGAACGGUUGGCAGACAGGCCGGCAUGAAGCUGCGGAGACUUGGAGUAGUGUUGACGAUGAAUCUGUCGUGACUCCUUCAUCACCACGGCUCAAAUCACGCAGCUGUGAUGACUUGCUGUCUGAUGGACAUGGUGCUAAUAAUAAUGGGAGAGCGUCCACUUCUGUGACUACCACUCGCUCUGAAAGUGCAGAUUCAUUGCUUGAUGAAGACACUCCACAGAAACCUCAAGUAAAAAGUCUUACCUCAUCUCCCAGGGGGCGCCGACAUCACCGGCGUAAGAUGCCACACGAUGCUCCAGGUUUCCUUCAGCUCUACAAGAAAAUGCACCACAUAGACAGAGAACAAUUAUUGCCCUCAGAGGUGAUCCGUUCUGUACGUGCAAGAAUCCUUGAGCUGGAGCGGCUACAACAACAACAGAGGCACAACCUCCACGGAUGGGCACCUUUUGGUAAUGAGGUACCACGACAAAUGGUCCCAAACCGUAUAUCGGAAUAUGAACAGCUUAUCCAGAAAUCCAAGUCCAUGCCAGACCUUGGUGAUGAAAAUGCCCCAUCAGGCACCACCACACCAGGGUCCUCGAGGGCCAGCAGCUGUCCCAAACGACGCUUUUCUGUGGAAUCACUUUUGGAGGAGGAGGAUCCUCCAGAAAGGGCUCGAAGUCCCCCUGAGGGACAGCCAAGACCAGGACAAGACAACAGUAGCCUGGUGCAAAUUUAUGGGAAGAACCAGAGGCAGCAUCAAGACUACUCAGACAGUGAGCAAGACGCAUGUGCCUCCGAAAUGAGUGACGUCCACAUAGAAGGGUCUUCACUGUGUAGCGAGAGCGACCUGGAUCAUUGCUCACUUACCUCAUCGGAAAGCUUCUUCGGUUCUGGGCAGCAUCACCAUCAUGGACACCAUCAUCAUGGACAACGUUACCACCGCCACCAUCACCUCCACCAGAGUGUGGGUCAGAGUCAAGGUUACCAACACCGCCACCUCAUCAGCUCCUGUAAGGGUCGCUGCCCUGCAUCCUAUACACGAUUCACCACCAUGCUAAAACACGAGAGACAACAAGAAAGGGCUCGGCAGGAGUCCCACACUGCCGCUACGUCUCCACUAGCGCAACAGUCACCCAGUGAGUCAGGCCUUUCAAAACUGGCCUUCCUGGUCAGCCCUGUGCCUUUCCGCCGGAAACGAGGCUCCCCACCAACCCAACGGCGACACUGCAGAAGCGGUCGGCCAAAAUCCAAAACCGCAAUUUAUGAGGCUUUAGAUGCCGCUUUGCAGGACAUUUAUGACCACAUAAGGGCGGAAAGGGGGCAGGGACCAGCAAGGUUGCCAGAUGAUAGCAUAUUGCGGCGGUUAUUGGAGGAGUUGCUACCAGACGUGCCCAAACGUAGCUCCUCCUUGCGGGCACAGAGAGGGUCCGGCUCCCCCUCCUCGCUCAAUGUCAACCAGCCUUACCAUGGAGCCCACCAAUGUGCCUCCUACCAGCAGCAACACCACCUUACAGACGCCUCCAACAACAACCAGCAUAAUGCUAAUGCUAAUGUGCACUGCUACUCAGAUCAGGGCUCUGAUGCAGGACGUCUCACACCACAAAGCAGAAGACCCACGCCAGAAAGAGAGAAACAGUCUGCCAGGGCUAUUUAUGAUUUUAAAGCUCAGUCUGCAAAGGAAAUUUCCUUUAAGAAAGGUGAUGCUGUCAGCAUCAUCAGACAGAUUGACAGUAACUGGUAUGAGGGGGAACACAGAGGACGGAUUGGGAUUUUCCCCAUCUCUUAUGUCGAGAAGGUGGCGUCUCCAGAGCGGAGGCAGCCUGUCAGGCCUCCUCCUCCGGCUCAGGUUCGAGAGAUGGGAGAAGCCAUAGCACGAUACAACUUCAAUGCUGACACUAACGUGGAGCUUUCUCUUAGAAAGGGGGAGCGAGUGAUCCUGCUAAGGAAGGUGGAUCAGAAUUGGUAUGAAGGAAAGAUUCCUGGUUCAAACAAGCAGGGCAUUUUCCCAAUGUCCUAUGUCGAUGUGACCAAGGGCUCUCCUUCCAAGAGCCCCAGUCACCAAGGAGACACGCACACAUACAGGGCACAUAAGAAAAUGAUGCAGGAUUCUCAGCAUUCAGGUGGUGACCCCUUCCGAGCUGUGUUCAACUAUGUGCCUCGUAAUGAGGAUGAGCUGGAGCUGAAGGAUGGGGACGUUAUUGAUGUUAUCGAAAAAUGUGAUGAUGGCUGGUUUGUGGGUACCUCUCGGAGAACCAAGUUAUUUGGAACGUUCCCAGGAAACUAUGUUAAACCGCUUUAAUGGCACAAAUAUGGCCACUCCAGUGCCUACUGUGUAGGGCCAACAAGGCACCUCACCUUUGAGAAAGUGUGUGUGUCCAUAUGUGUGAGUGUGUUCACAACCACAGCAGUUUUAGCUCUGUCAUGUCCACACAACUGAAGUUUAUUUCACCUUGAGCUUUUUUUUUGCCAUCACAGAGUCUCCUUAUUGUUCUUUCAUCUGCUAUUCUGAAUACAGCUCAUUCAGGAAAGUUUUUCCUGUUAUAUUGGCAUUUUGUAAUUUUUCAGGAUGCACUAGAGUUAGUAUGGCGAGGAUUGAAGCAGCCAUGGUAUUGAGUGAGGUCAGUAGAUCAGUAUAAAUGGUAGACACAUGGGAAAGUGUGUCUGAGAAGAAACCUCAGGCAUCAGUGUUCAACUGAGUGUGUGUAUGUGUGUGUGAGUAUUGUGUAUUAAACAUUACAAAGUUAAUAGCAAUAGAGUCCACUGGUUAUAGAUGAGGAUGGAUAGUUUUAUUAAAAUUAGCUAAAGGUGAAAUCAUGGACAAUUAUGAAAUUGCUCAUUCCCCUUGUGUGUGGCCAAAACCAAUAAGUGAUAGGACCAGAUGUGCUUUAAACAGUUGUAUAGGUAACAACACUUUUGACAUACAGAAUUACAAAAUAACUGUCAUUGAGCAAUUUUUGCUGUUGCUGAAGUGGCAAUCAUUCAUAUACCAUAGGAUAAUGUAAUCAGUGCAUUGUGGGUAUUUGUAUAAGUUGUCUGUUGAAAGUGCAUUGAUAUUCUGGGAAGAAAAGAUGCUUUUAUGGAAUUUGGUAACAAAUAUUUGAUUAGUGAACUUUUUUCUAAUGUUUACUUGUGAAUUUUAUGAACAGACUGAGUUUAAGAAUUGUAAACCAGGUGUCAGUGAACCACCUUUAAAAAAAAAAAUUAAGAAAUAAUAAAAAAUAAAAAAACAAACAAAAAUGUAAAUCAAUAUUAAAUCAUUGCUUGUUUUAGUAAUGAUUGACAACAAUGUUACAACAACAAGGUGAGCCUGCUCUGAUGUUUCCAUUUCUUAUUUGUUAACCUAAAUUAACUAAUUUAUCUAAAACGUAAUUUCGAAAGUUUGAUCUCUGAUAUAAAACUUAAAUGAUGUCAUUUAUCUGCCACGUUUCUCAUGAGAUUCACUCUUUUACAAUUGCAUCAUAUAACAUAAUAGAGAGAGUUGUUGGUCUUUGAUGAAUGUCUGUAUGCUUGUCUGACGUUCAGUGUUAUGUUAAGUUUUUCGAAGGAUUUGUGUAUCAGUAUUUUCUGCACUAAGUGUAUCACUUUUUGUGUUCUCAUCUGAAAGCAUAAAGCUUUUGUUGCAUUGGCUUUUACAAGUAUGUAUAUUUAGUAUAAGGAAAAGUGUGUCUAUGAAUUUCACAGACAGCAGAGCAAUCUUAAAGCACCUUAAACAUUUAUCGGUUCUACUUUUUUUUUCUUAAAGUUGAAGUGUGUAAGAAUUUGGGUAAUAAAUAAUUAAUCUCCUUUUGUAGAUUAAUAUGCAGGGACAACUACUGUAAGUAAACCUUUCAUAGGUUGAAUAAUUUAUAGCUUUGUUCAUCCGAGCACAAUCAAUGGUUUGAGUUUGGGGCGGGGCUUUCUGUUUGUCUGACCAAUGGCAGAUGGGAAGUGUUUUGGAAACCUGUUUGAAAACAAUUGCAAUAAUGUUUGAUGGGACAGAAAUGACACACUUCAGCUUUAAAAUGUUUUAAUAACACUGUUUGCAUUUUCCAGCUUCACGGCUGUUUGCUGAUUCUUUAUUUGUCCUUUUGUAUUGUACUGUACAUGAGUUUCACUUGCAUUAUAAAGCCCUUCCUUUCUCACUUUUGCUUUCUUUCAUCUGUUUUAGCCCUUAAUACUUCAUCACAUGUGCCAAAUUUCUUCUUCAACAACUCUGGUGCAAAAAAAGAAAGAAAACGUAUGCAAAAAAUAGACAAAAAGGAUUAUUGGGGACUAAUAAAGGACUUUCUUCAGUACAGGAUGGAGACUGAUGCACACUCUAGUCAAACUGGAUUUAGGAGAUUUUUGUCACAGUUUGCAAACUACUGUCCUCUACUAAAGACAGUGGAUUUUUUGGAAGACAUUUUUUGCCUUUUUCCGUAUAGCCUUUUGACUGAACAACAUAUAGUGUUAUUUGAUGUGUGUGCUUGAUGAGCUGGUGAGCUUGAGAGAAUCAAGUUUAACCUGCUCACUUUCAAAUAAAGAUUUCUUUCUCUGUCUCUCACUCUCUUUCUUUUUCUAUCUUUCUCUGUCUCUCUCUCUCUCUAUCUCUUUUUUGUUCCAUAUCCAAUAAAUUUUUGCUUAGUUAUUCAA
This is a messenger RNA of Carassius gibelio (silver crucian carp), 7340 nucleotides long. Its product is annotated as sorbin and SH3 domain-containing protein 2. NCBI's taxonomy places the organism in Eukaryota, Metazoa, Chordata, Actinopteri, Cypriniformes, Cyprinidae. The record is from RefSeq and is a predicted model, not a curated record. The transcript is spliced from 25 exons. The coding region runs from base 388 to 5028 and encodes 1546 amino acids. Gene Ontology annotation, cellular component: plasma membrane. Gene Ontology annotation, molecular function: protein binding.